GCCGGUGGGCCUCAUGGGCUUCUACAUGCUGUUGGCUGCCCACGCUCAGACCUUUUUUAAUACGGCGGAUGUUGUGUCGGCGGUCGAGAAUUUCCCGGCGAGUCGGGGGACUGUUAUUGGGAUCUUGAAGGGCUUUCUGGGACUAAGUGGUGCAAUACUCAUCCAAAUAUAUCGUACAUUUUUCAAUGGCAAAGCGAGCUCUUUCAUCUUAAUGCUCGCCCUGUUGCCCUCAAUCCUUUCUCUUCUGCUCAUGUAUUUUGUGCAAGUUUACCAUGACCCAAACAGAAGCGAUGACAAGAGACACUUAAAUUCUUUCUCUAUCAUCUCCGUGAUUACUGCUGCGUAUCUUAUGCUUGUCAUAAUUGGAGAAAAUAUCUUCACAAUGGGAUUAUCAGGCCGAAUUUUCUCAUUCACACUGCUUCUGAUACUUCUCAUAUCACCAUUAACUAUUGUUACUAGAACCCAGCCAAGUGAAUCAUCCAAAAUCUUAUUUGAUGAAAGAAAAUCACUGAUAGAAGAAGAAACAUUAUCUAAAGAUCAAGAAAUUCAAGUUCCAUCCCCAAAAGGAGAAAGCUUGAACCUAUUGCAAUCCAUGAAAACUCUCGAUUUCUGGCUACUAUUUAUAGCAAUGUCAUGUGGCAUGGGUUCAGGAUUAGCCACAGUCAACAACAUGAGCCAAAUUGGAAGUUCACUUGGUUAUUCUACCAUGGCCACAAGUACAUUGGUAUCUCUAUGGAGCAUAUGGAAUUUUUUAGGGCGAUUCGGGAGUGGCUACAUCUCUGAUUACAUGCUUCAUACUCGAGGCUGGGCUAGACCUUUGUUCAUUGCCCUAACCCUAGGAACCAUGAGUAUAGGUCAUUUGGUUAUCUCUUCGGCGCUUCCUGGUUCGUUGCACAUAGGUUCGGUGCUCGUUGGUGUGUGCUAUGGUUCUCAAUGGGCAUUGAUGCCGAGCAUUACUUCAGAAUUGUUUGGAUUGGUGCAUUUUGGGACUAUUUUUAAUAGCAUUGCUAUUGCGAGCCCUGUGGGUUCUUAUAUAUUCUCUGUGAGAGUGGUGGGUUAUAUAUAUGAUAGAGAAGCUUCAGAGAGUGGGAUGUGCAUUGGAAGAAGUUGCUUUAUGCUGUCGUUUUUGAUAAUGGCGAGUGUUACUCUUGGUGGGAGUUUUAUUUCCUUUGCAUUAUUCUUGAGGACGAGAAGAUUUUACAAGGAGGUUGUUUGUGCACAGAUACAAGCUUCCACUGCGCUUUGAGAGGUGAGUUCUUUGUUCCUGUU
Asparagus officinalis (garden asparagus) is the source of this 1269-nucleotide messenger RNA. Its product is annotated as protein NUCLEAR FUSION DEFECTIVE 4-like. NCBI's taxonomy places the organism in Eukaryota, Viridiplantae, Streptophyta, Magnoliopsida, Asparagales, Asparagaceae. The transcript has 2 exons. Gene Ontology annotation, cellular component: membrane. The coding region runs from base 14 to 1246 and encodes 410 amino acids. The record is from RefSeq and is a predicted model, not a curated record.